AUGGCUAACCCACCACACGGAGGAGAACUCAAAGAUCUCAUUGCCAGAGAUGCCCCAAAACACAAAGAGCUCGCCGCUGAGGCCGAGUCGCUACCAGCAGUCUAUUUGACUGAGAGGCAGUUGUGCGAUCUUGAAUUGAUCAUUAGUGGUGGUUUCUCUCCUCUGGAAGGUUUCAUGAACGAGAAGGAUUACAAUGGUGUCGUGGCCGAAAACAGACUUUCCGAUGGAAAUCUUUUCAGCAUGCCCAUCACCCUUGAUGUUUCGCAAGCACAGAUCGACGAGUUGGGAGUGAAGGCGGGAGCUAGAAUCACUCUCCGCGAUUUCCGUGACGACCGAAAUCUUGCCAUUAUCACCGUUGACGAUGUCUACAAGCCUGACAAGACCAAGGAAGCUAAGGAAGUUUUUGGAGGGGAUGGCGAUCACCCGGCUGUCAAAUACCUUUACGAGACUGCUCAAGAAUUCUACGUUGGAGGAAAGCUUGACGCUAUCAACCGCCUUGAACAUUACGAUUACGUUGCUCUUAGAUAUACCCCCGCAGAAAUGAGAUUACACUUUGACAAACUCGGCUGGCAAAAGAUUGUCGCAUUCCAAACCAGAAAUCCUAUGCACAGAGCUCAUCGAGAGUUGACCGUUCGGGCUGCGCGCGCACGCCAAGCCAAUGUCCUCAUCCAUCCAGUCGUUGGUCUCACGAAGCCAGGAGAUAUUGAUCAUUUCACCCGCGUUCGUGUAUACCAAGCCCUCCUUCCAAGAUAUCCAAACGGAAUGGCCGUUCUUGGCCUUCUGCCUUUGGCUAUGCGAAUGGGUGGUCCAAGAGAAGCCAUCUGGCACGCAAUCAUCCGUAAGAACUUUGGAGCCACCCACUUCAUUGUUGGAAGAGAUCACGCAGGUCCAGGAAAAAACAAAAAGGGGGAGGAAUUCUACGGCCCAUACGAUGCACAAUACGCUGUCGAGAAAUACAAGAAUGAGCUCGGUAUCGAGGUCGUUCCUUUCCAGAUGAUGACUUAUCUUCCAGAUAGCGAUGAGUACAGACCCAAGGAUGAGGUUCCAGCUGGCGUUCGAACUCUCGAUAUCUCUGGAACUGAGCUCCGAAAUCGGCUCCGAACUGGUCGUGAGAUUCCAGAGUGGUUUUCAUACCCAGAAGUUGUUCGCGUUCUUCGGGAAUCUCACCCCCCACGUUCUGCGCAAGGAUUCACCGUCUUCCUGACCGGCUACCAAAACAGUGGAAAAGACGCAAUCGCACGCGCACUUCACGUCACCCUCAACCAACAAGGAGGCCGCUCCGUCUCUCUUCUGCUUGGUGAGACGGUCCGCGCCGAGCUUUCUUCCGAGCUUGGCUUCAGCCGUGCCGAUCGUACCCGUAACAUUGGUCGAAUCGCUUUUGUUGCAUCAGAGCUCACCCGUUCUGGUGCAGCUGUUAUUGCGGCUCCAAUCGCACCAUUCGAGGAUGCUCGUCAACACGCUAAGGAGUUGGUCGAGAAAUACGGUGACUUCUACCUCGUCCACGUCGCCACCUCAUUAGAACAUGCUGAGAAGACCGACAAGCGCGGUAUCUAUGCCAAGGCUCGUGCUGGUGAGAUCAAGGGUUUCACUGGUGUUGAUGAUCCUUAUGAAACUCCAGCCAAGGCUUCUUUGACUGUUGAUAUUGAGAAAACCAGUGUUAGAAGUGCGGUCCACCAGAUCGUUCUUAUGCUUGAGAGUGAGGGUCUUUUGGAUCGUUUGUAA
This is a messenger RNA of Glarea lozoyensis ATCC 20868, 1722 nucleotides long. Its product is annotated as Nucleotidylyl transferase. NCBI's taxonomy places the organism in Eukaryota, Fungi, Ascomycota, Leotiomycetes, Helotiales, Helotiaceae. Bases 1 to 1722 code for a protein of 573 amino acids. Gene Ontology annotation, biological process: sulfur amino acid metabolic process. Gene Ontology annotation, cellular component: cytoplasm. The record is from RefSeq and is a predicted model, not a curated record. Gene Ontology annotation, molecular function: ATP binding; sulfate adenylyltransferase (ATP) activity; adenylylsulfate kinase activity. The transcript is spliced from 6 exons.